UAGGCGGAAGUACCGUACGCAUACGGGCGGUGCAUGCACGAGAAGACUGUCUCUCCACAUCCGAAGCCAAUGAUUGUCUAACAUUUGCUGUUUGAUUUAUCUAACUUCGAAGUUCCAGCUAGGGUAAUUGUUGGUGAUAAUUGAGGAGAAGGAAUUAAUAAGAAAGGUAAACAAAUACCACACUGAAACUACCGUAAAUGAUUGAGGUACCAGUGUCGGCAGUGAUCUACUCUCACUCAACAAUCAAGUACCGGUACCGUAUAUAGAAUAUACUCCGACCGUGAUUUCGCUCAUGUGAUACAUUUCAGUGUAUCUGUUGGGGGAAAAAAGAGACAAAUUUGAGUGAGUAAAGAUGGCCGAGCCAUCAGCCCCUCCCAGCUACUUGGAGGCUACUACUGAUCAGCAGUACCCCCCUGGACAGCCUGGAGUGACCCCAUAUCCUCCUGCACAAGGAGCCCCUUACCAGGGUGGAGCAUACCCACCAGCCACAGGACAAGCAUACCCUCCUGCAGGGGGUGCAGCUUACCCACCACAAACGGAAGGUGCAGCAUACCCCCCACCAACAGAAGGUGCAGCAUACCCCCCACCAACUGGUCAGGCUUACCCACCCAAGUCUACUCCAGCACCACAGCAAGCUGGCUAUCAGUCUGCACCUCCACCAGCAAGUUAUGGAGGAGGUGGAUCUCCCGGUAGUGAUGUAGAAGAAGGGUUCUCUGCAGGAAGAGGGUUCAACAACAAGGCCAUCCGAGCUGCUUUCAUCAAGAAGGUGUAUUUCAUCCUCUUCAUCCAGCUGCUAGUGACCUUUGGAAUUAUUUGCGUCUUUGUUUUUGUGGAGCCUGUCAAUGGCUAUGUGAGGACUAACAGUUGGCUGUAUUGGUGCUCUUAUGGACUGUUCUUGGUGAUGUACUUCAUGCUUGCCUGCUGCCCUAGUGUUCGCAGGAAGUACCCUGGGAAUGUCAUUGCACUGGCAGCUUUUACUCUCUGUCUUUCGUACAUGGCGGGAACUAUUUCAAGCUACUAUGGUCCUAAUGCUGGUCAGUCUGUCUUGGUCUGCAUGGGUAUCUGUGCGGGAGUUACUCUUGGAGUGAGUCUGUUUGCAAUCCAGACACGCUUUGAUUUUACAUCCUGCGGAGGAUUUCUCUUUGUUUUCAGCCUCUCUCUUUUCCUCUUUGGAUUCAUUGCCAUCUUUACACGCAGCAAUGUUCUCUAUACAGUUUAUGCGUGGCUGGCAGCUUUGUUAUUUACCAUGUUCCUUGCGUACGACACCCAGCUACUGAUUGGAGGUCGGCGUUACGAGCUGGAUCCUGAGGAAUACAUAUUCGGUGCUAUGAACCUGUAUGUGGACAUAGUAUACCUGUUCCUCAUCAUCCUUUCCCUGUUUGGUGGGAGUAAGUGAUCUUAGGAUCUGGCUCUACCCACAGAGUCAUCAUCAUUCCCCUAUUGGGAAGGUGGGAAAAGUGAUCAUGUGACCUCUUAAGCUGAUCAGGUGAUUCUUUCAUCGUAGAUAAUGAAUAGUUUGAUGAGUCAAGCUCUAAUAUCAGUUCACAUGCACACUAGUGAAUCACAGUGCAUAUAUUGGGAUAAAAAAUGACUUAAGAUUUAGUAGUGAAAAUUCUAUCACCUGUAAUAGUCAGUAGAAUUUGAAUAUAUCUAUUAAGUGUAAAAUCUUUGGGGAAAGGUAAUAGUUUUUGUUGUAUAAUACCACAAUAUGAAUAUGGAUGUAGAGGAGUAUCCCAGUGAUUUCAUGUCAGUUUAUGGGAAAUUGUUUCAUUAUCAUUGUCUGUCAAAAAUAGUUCAUUUUCUUGUAGUACAUGUAGUAGUCAGUAAGACUGGAUGAAUGCCUUCUCAAAUAAAUGUUUAUAAUUUUCCUUAAUUUCAUAAUCCCCUAAGUAGCUAGCCAUGUAUAAUGCUGAGAGUGCAAAAUAUUAAGAAAUAGCAUGGUUUACUUGAUUUCACGUAUCAUGUCAUAUGUAUAUAGUCACUUACACUGUCAUGUACUAUAGAAUAAAUUUAUAUAUAAAUAUAUUAGUAUAUUAAGUGUUUAUUUUAUGAGAUGUUCAGGGUUGACAUACAUUUGUGAUGAAAUAUUUGCAAAUAGGAAAGGGUAAUAUAGAGUCAUAUAGUCAGCUACGAGAGGAUUAAAUGUUAAUGCAAUGAUUACUGAAUUUCGGUGCACCCUUUAUCAAAGGCCAAGUCCAUCCCAACAUCUACUUGUAUUGAAUUGAAAAGAAAAGAAAAAGAAAUCAAGCAAGUAUAUUUUGAAAUUUAAUCAAAAUUGAAUUUUCAAAUCAGAAAUUUACAUGAUUUCGUCAAGAAAACAUUAAAAUGUAUAACAUGAUAAUUAAAUGUAUACCAAACAGGGAACUGUUCAUAUCUUAUUCAUGCUAUUGAUUUUUGUAUUCCUAUAAAUGUCAAAUGUUUGUUUGGACUCCACAUGGUUCGUGUAAGAUCAUUGCAAUUUGUAAUUCAGUGGAUUUUAAACUUAAUUGUCACAAAGAUAAAGUCAGGGAGUGACUGAUAAAAUAUGGUAAUGCCCCAAGUAGGUGGGAGCAAUAGAUUGUCAUACUAGCCAUUGAUAUGAAAGUGUAUUCCUUAUUGCAGGUAUAUAACAAAGGAAAUGGUUUUCAAGAUUCUUUCAAAAGGGCAGCAAGAUCUCAAAUUGCAUUCUGCAUUUUAUUGGCAGACAACACAGUUAAAUAUAUUCAAACAUAACACAUUGAAAUUGUGUUGAUGUAACAUUGUAAGUUGGUAACUUCAUCCCUAGAGAAAAAGUGGUGUAUUCAUAUAACAAAUAGAAAUAUGCUGCCCUUUUUUAACUGUUUAUGUAGAGAGAUAUUUGAUUUACAAUAAAAACAAUGCUCCCCACAUUUUCAUACCUUCCAUGCAUACAUGAUCUACUUUCAUCAGUGCCUGGCAGAUGCACUUUCAUAUACUAGACCUUUUCCAUUUUUUUAAAUUUUGACAUUCUUACUAUUCUAAAAAAAAAUUCGUAAAAUUAUAGUAAAUCAAUUAUUGCUUCUUUUAGUCUUCACAAAGCCUUACAAACUCAACUGAUGAGUGAUCAUUGAAAUACACAAAACUUUUUGAAUUCUCUAUUUUGUAGAUUUAUAGAAUUUUGUAACACACAUAUUCAAGUUGUUUGUGAUAGUAAAUGUAACAUUCAACUGUAACUGAAUAUGAUGAUGAUAUUUUCAAAAUACAUGUAUGUGAUGCUGUAUAUUCUCGGCUUGUGGAGAGUUAUCAAUUUUCUUUUAAAUGUACAUUAUUUCCUGUACCACAAUUGAUACAUUCUCAACUUAUAAAAUUAUACAUUCAUACCUUUCAUAAUAUAUUUGUAUCUGAAUAUGUUUUGGAGUGCUGUGUAUAUAUUAAGAAAUUGGCAAUCGCUGUAUGUGCAUGGCUAGCGGUCUUGUGUGUAUACAAGUUCACCCAAAAUGAAUUGACUUUAUCUGUUUAGCAAGUCACAUUGUGAAAUGAUUGGUUUUCUACUGUAUAUGUUAUCGCGUUCAUGGUUUCCUUAUUAUCCUUAUAUCCCUGUACAUAAACUUUAGCAGGUAGCAAGUUAAUAUCAUACAUAAUAUCCUUGCCAUUGUGUCUUCACGCUUGAAUAAGUGUGUCAAAGUUGUUGUUUUUUUGGGGGGAGGGGGACCUUUUACCUUCAAAGUUCUGGAUUGAAUAAUUUUCUUUUUAGGCCAUCAAAUAAAGUUUGCCAAAUCAUAAUUGAAGAUUUUAUCAACUAUUUCUGACAUUACCCCUUGAUGUAAAUUCUAACACACACACAAUAAAAUCUCAACUGUCAAAGAGAAAUAUUUAAAGCAUGAAACAGUGCACAGUUUAGAAAAAAAAUUGUUUGUGUCAAUGAAAACAACACCCCUGCCAAACAAAGGCAAUCCACCAUCAAUGAUGGAAACUAUAAAAUUGAAAUUGGCCUACAAGUACUAGCAAGCAAUUCAUUUCUUUGUAAGAAGAUAGUUGUGGGUAGAAAUAGUAGAGGUUGAUUACUUUUAGAGGCUGUUUGAGAACAUGCUGUUUUUCAAGAUUUCUUUUGCUGAACUUAUAUUUUAAGACUUCUUUUUUUUUAAUAAAUGAGACAUGUAUUGGUCCAUCAAUAUCUACUUUCUGAAUCAGACCUACAACAAAUAACAUGUAUAGGUCUUUGUGCAAUUAUGUUAUCCAUAACUAAUAUAUCAUGCAUGAUGUGAUGUUCAAAUUUUAGUAUUUCAUAAGAUGUUUCACUUAUCCUUUCAUUUUCAUCAUGAGUUAUGUUAUUUUGAUCAAAUAUUGAAUAGAAAAUAAAUACAUAUGUAUAUCAUUCUUAUAUUAAAUUUAA
This is a messenger RNA of Lytechinus pictus (painted urchin), 4330 nucleotides long. RefSeq names its product protein lifeguard 2-like. Gene Ontology annotation, biological process: negative regulation of apoptotic signaling pathway. Bases 353 to 1396 code for a protein of 347 amino acids. Gene Ontology annotation, cellular component: endoplasmic reticulum; Golgi apparatus. The transcript has 12 exons. Lineage: Eukaryota; Metazoa; Echinodermata; Echinoidea; Temnopleuroida; Toxopneustidae. The record is from RefSeq and is a predicted model, not a curated record.